AUGAAAGAAACACAAAAGCCAAAGAUAAUAUUCAUCCCUUACCCGGCGCAAGGCCAUGUCACCCCGAUGCUCCAGCUCGCAUCGGCCUUCCUCAGGCGUGGCUUCUCCCCUGUGGUUAUGACUCCUGAGUCUAUCCACCGUCGGAUCUCGACGACUAACGAUGAUCUUGGAAUCACGUUCCUAGCCUUAUCGGACGGUCAAGAACGUCCGGACGCACCUCCCUCGGACUUCUUUUCAAUAGAGAAGUCGAUGGAGAACAUCAUGCCGUCUCAACUCGAACGGAUCCUACUAGAAGAGGACGUGGACGUGGCUUGUGUUGUGGUUGAUUUAUUGGCUUCGUGGGCUAUAAGAGUUGCUGAUGGGUGUGGUGUCCCGGUCGCCGGAUUCUGGCCGGUAAUGUUCGCUGCUUACCGUAUGAUCGAAGCCAUACCGGAACUCGUACGGACAGGCAUAGUUUCCCGAAAAGGGUUUCCUCGUCAACCAAAAAAACCAUUACUUCUACCGGAACAACCUCUCUUAUCAGCCGGAGACCUAUUGUGGCUGAUCGGAAACCCGACAGCUCAAAAAGGACGAUUCAAGUUCUGGCAAAGAACCCUAGAACGAGCAAAAAGUCUCCGGUGGAUCUUAGUAAACUCCUUCAAAGACGAAUAUGAAAGUGAAAUCAUUAAUCAAGAAAGUAACGGUCGAAACCCUCAAAUCCUUUACGUUGGUCCAUUACAUAACCAAGCAGCAACAAGUGUUACAACUUUAACCAAAAGUCCUACUUUCUGGGAAGAAGACAGAUCUUGUCUUGCUUGGCUCCAAGAACAGAAGCCAGACUCAGUCAUCUAUAUCUCAUUUGGAAGUUGGGUUUCUCCAAUUGGAGAAUCAAAGAUUCGUACAUUAGCAUCGGCGUUGGAAGCGUCAGGAAGACCUUUUCUUUGGGCCCUAAACCGGGCUUGGCAGGACGGACUGCCACCAGAGUUUGUGCAUAGAGUCACCAUAGAGAAGAACCAAGGAAGGAUUGUGCCAUGGGCGCCACAGACCGAAGUUCUUAAAAAUGACUCAGUGGGUUGUUUCGUGACUCACUGUGGCUGGAAUUCAACCAUGGAGGCGGUAGCAAGUUAUCGGAGGCUGGUGUGUUAUCCAGUAGCGGGAGACCAGUUUGUGAACUGUAAAUACAUUGUGGAUGUGUGGAAGAUCGGGGUGAGAAUGAAUGGUUUCGAAGAGAAGGAGGUUGAAGAUGGGUUAAGGAAAGUGAUGGAGGAUGAAGAGAUAGGAGGGAGAUUGAAGAAGUUGAGAGAUAAAGCAAUGGGGAAUGAAGCUCGUUUGUGUUCGGAUAAAAAUUUCACUUUCUUUAAGGAUGAGAUUUACAAUUCAGUAUUUAACUAG
Messenger RNA from Eruca vesicaria subsp. sativa (arugula), 1371 nucleotides. The record is from the annotation of a GenBank genome assembly. NCBI's taxonomy places the organism in Eukaryota, Viridiplantae, Streptophyta, Magnoliopsida, Brassicales, Brassicaceae.